Molecule: messenger RNA, 2189 nt
Organism: Wyeomyia smithii (pitcher-plant mosquito)
Lineage: Eukaryota; Metazoa; Arthropoda; Insecta; Diptera; Culicidae
Gene: Nha2
Product: sodium/hydrogen exchanger 9B2
Exons: 8
Coding region: 347-1978 (543 amino acids)
Biological process (GO): proton transmembrane transport
Cellular component (GO): membrane
Molecular function (GO): antiporter activity
Source: RefSeq, a predicted model, not a curated record
GUCUGUGUCUGUACCUUAGUGUUUUGUUUGGAGUUAAAGUGGUAUCACUGGGUUGUGAUGUGAAAAACUUGUUCGUGGUUGUGGCCGUGUUAGGAAAUAAAGUGAGAGAUUGCUUAUUUUAUCCAGACAAGAUGUUUCCAUAGCUACGUGCGAUUUCGAAUUUACUACCGUAGUACCGGAGCUCAGCCUGUGAAUGAAUGAACCGAUGAACAGCUGUUUCGUGUUAAUGCUGUUUGCUUCAUGAUACUCGACUACGUAUGAUCUCUGUUUUUGUUUUGAUGUGCGAACUUGUGAGUAAAUAAACUUGAACUGAAAGCUGAUUAAUGAAUAAUAAAAUUAUUCAUUGAUGUGUAAAACGAAAUACAUUGGUACGUUUUUGGGAAAGUUUAUAGUUUACAUCACUUCGGUGGACGAUAGCACCAGCCAGCAGCCUGCUCCCGUGUUGACAAUCCCGGUGGCCCUUUUACCGCCUGUGUCGCCGUCUGUUCAGCACCCGAUACCGUCGAUAGAUCUCACAAUGACACUCAACAAGCAACAGACAGCUGAUGAGCGUUAUGAUGCAGCAGCCACAACACUGCAGCGCAGUGACAUUGAAAAUGGACCGAAUGAUGAACCACUCAACAGAGAUGCCAAAAGAAUUGCCGCCCGAAAUUGGUCUGUUUUAUCACAGCCGCUUGCGCUGUUAGCAAUAUUCUUCUUACUCUGGGGGAUUGCGUUUUCGCUUCUUCCCAGACAUCUGACCGAGCCAAAUACACCAUUUAUGAGACUCUGGCUGCUGUUCGUCGGUGCACAAGUCAGCGGCAUUUUGGUUUCGCUGACCGGCCUUCCGGAUAUGCUGGGAAUGCUUUUCUGGGGCGUCCUCUACACCAACGCCGGUUGGGCCGACUUCAGCGGAUUGCAGACGGUGGAAGUUUUUCUACGGGAAAUGGCUCUCGUCAACAUUAUGCUGCUGGCCGGGCUCGGUUUGGAUUACGAUUCGCUGAAAAAACUUUUUCGUUUCAUCAUGCAGUUAACCCUCAUUCCAACGAUAGUUGAGGUGGCUGCAAUUGCCAUCCUGUCCAGGUUUCUGUUGGAUUUACCUUGGCUAUGGGGUAUUUUGCUGGGACUGGUGGUAACGGCGGUUUCUCCCAACGUCGUCGUCACGGUGCUGCUGCGCUUGCAGGAGGAAAAGCUCGGCCUGAAUAAAGGAAUUCACACAUUAAUCAUCGCUAUGACAAGCUGUAAUGAUGUUUUAGCUAUUUUCCUAUUUGGCGUCCUUCUGGGGGUGACAUUUUCCACUGGUGACCUCACGAGCCAGAUUCUUCAGGGACCGAUCGGCAUCGUAAUUGGUCUAGUCUUUGGCGGUGCAUGCGGGAUUGGGUUGCUCUACAUGCCAUCGCACCAAGCGAAAUACUCCAACGGGUUGCGCUUCACGAUGACGAUCUGCGCCGGGGCUCUGUCGGUGGUUGGGAGUAAACUUAUUGGAUAUCCUUCGGCAGGUGCUUUGGGCUGCAUAAUGACAGCAUUUGUCGCUGGUACAGGUUGGAAGAAGCAACCCAACCAUGAUACGAAUGAGGUUGGCGUGUACCUGGAUUUGCUGUGGAAGUUUCUGAAGCCGGUGUCAUUCUCGUUAAUUGGAAAGGAAGUGAACUUUUCGGUCCUGGAAGGAAACACGGUGCUGUACGGCACAAUCACGCUAUUGGUGGCUGUUUUGUUCCGUCUUGUGUUUUCGUACCUUUCGACACUGGGUAGUGACCUAAACUGGAAGGAAAAGGCUUACGUUACGCUCUCCGGCUUUCCGAAGGCUACCGUCCAGGCUGCUCUCGGCCCUGCCGCUUUGGAUUUGGCACGCAGUUUAAACGCCACCGACCAGAUUCCUAGAGCCCAAACGGUGCUGAUCGUUACGGUUUUGGCUAUUGUCUUUACUGCUCCUCUGGGAGCAAUACUCAUGAUCAAACUUGCCCCCAGAUGGUUGAAGAGGGGCCCUGCAGAAAUUUAGUUGUUAGCUGUACUUAUCAAAGUUACGAACGGGUACUUAAUUUUAAAGUACCAAUAAGUUUUCAAGACUUCACUUGAGUUUUUACGUGAGCAUGGAAAAGUAAUUAGUGAUAGGUAUAUCUGAUUCAAUAUUACCUCAGUCAUUUACACUUCGAGGUUGCUUUUUGUGCCAUACACUUAUAAUGCAAUAAAAUCUCAAUAAUGUAAAACCA